AUGGAUGGGAUGUCAAUGUCAACGGCAACGCCGACGCCAACAGAAAUCAUGGCCACAUCCGCGAUGCAGUCAACGCUCAGCUCAAUGGAGCCAACUUCUAGCGCAGGUAUGGGAGGCAUGAGCUCGAUGGGAAGCGCGGGCGGGACAGACAGCAGCUGUAAAGUUUCGAUGCUCUGGAACUGGGAAACCAUCGACGCGUGCUUCCUCUCGGAGUCGUGGCAGAUCAAAUCUCGAGGCGCCUUCGCGGGUCUCUGCAUCGGCAUCGUGUUUCUCGUCAUCCUCCUCGAAUUCCUACGCCGCGCCGCCAAGGUCUACGACCGAUACCUACUUCGCCAGCACAUGAGGAAGACGAGCGCCCUCGCCGCUACGGUCGUCAACGGCUCUUCGGAGACGGCUCACGGCGCUCUCAUCGCGAAGGAAAACGCGGCGACGACCCUCGCUUCCGCUGUUCCGUUUCGGCCUAACGUCUUCCAGCAGGCGGUUCGUGCCUUGUUUCACACAUUGCACUUUGCUCUCGCUUACUGGAUCAUGCUUCUUGCCAUGUAUUAUAACGGGUAUAUUAUCGUUUGUAUUAUGAUCGGCGCUUUCAUCGGGUUCUUCGCACUUCAAUGGGAGAGCAUUGGUCCUCUAAGCGGUAUCGAAGGUGAAUACGGCAUUGGGAGAGACGGUACCGGUUGCCACGGAUGAGUUGUAGAAUCGGCACCGAGACAGCUUUGUAAAAUAUCAGGCGUAUAGGUUUUGACGGGACGAUCUAAGCUCGAGAUACGAGGGGAACAUACCCGCACCCUUGGAACUUAAUUAAUUGGUUAUCGAUGACACAUGCCUUUCUCGUAAAUAUGUGGUUAUGGAUCGAAGACGCUAGAGCGGCGACUUUAUGAGGGAUAAGCCAACGUAGAAUAACGGAUAUCAUUCAGUCGAAUAAUAACUCACUAAAUUAAUUACAAAGCCCGAAAGCAUUGAAAUUUGUUGAUUAGCGUAAAGUCAUCUGUCUUCGUUCCCUAAUCCAUCCGUGCAUUUUUCAACGCCCUGAACGUGAUUCACAAUUAGAUUACAGAUUCCCAAUGACCUGAUGCCUCGACAACCAGUGAACUAACCGCUCGAAUCGAGCGGCUCGAUCGCCUCGCACAUUAAUCGAUCGAGGCGGCUA
This is a messenger RNA of Annulohypoxylon truncatum, 1147 nucleotides long. Its product is annotated as Ctr-domain-containing protein. Bases 1 to 687 code for a protein of 228 amino acids. Gene Ontology annotation, biological process: copper ion transmembrane transport. NCBI's taxonomy places the organism in Eukaryota, Fungi, Ascomycota, Sordariomycetes, Xylariales, Hypoxylaceae. The transcript has 3 exons. The record is from RefSeq and is a predicted model, not a curated record. Gene Ontology annotation, cellular component: membrane. Gene Ontology annotation, molecular function: copper ion transmembrane transporter activity.